Messenger RNA from Rotaria sp. Silwood1, 1662 nucleotides. The record is from the annotation of a GenBank genome assembly. NCBI's taxonomy places the organism in Eukaryota, Metazoa, Rotifera, Eurotatoria, Philodinida, Philodinidae.
AUGCUUAAUUUACCUUCACAACAAAGUCAAGUGUCUAAUGCAAAUGCAUCAGAUAAUUCCGACAAAAAAAAACAAUCUUUUAGUCGUCUUCGUAUUAUGAAAGAUUUCUCUGAAUUAGCAACAUUACCUUCAACAUGUGAAGUGACACAACCAGAUAUAAGUGAUUUUUCUCAUUUUACAGUAACAAUAUCACCUGAUGAUGGAUUUUAUAAAGGUGGUCGUUUUAUAUUUUCAAUUUUAAUUUCACCGGAUUAUCCAUAUGAGCCACCUAAAAUAAAAUGUACACAAACAAUUUAUCAUCCAAAUAUUAAUCCUAAUGGAAAUGUUUGUUUAAAUAUUCUCAGAGAAGAUUGGAAACCUAUGUUAACUCUAGUAACGGUUGUUCUUGGAUUGGUUUUUCUCUUUUUGGAGCCAAAUCCCGAUGAUCCAUUGAAUCAUGAAGCUGCUGCAGUCUUUAAAACAGAUGUAAAUACAUUUAAAGAAAAUGUUUGUAAAACAAUGGCAGGACCCAAAUAUAAGCGUCAUGCAGCCGUUAUUCUUCCUUUAUUUCGUCGUGGAAAAAUCUUAAAUAACUACGAUUUAAUUCUUGAUUGUACUGAUAAAUUGCUCGAUCAAUGGCGUUCAAAAACUGAUAUUGAUCCUGAUCAUGUUUAUCUAAAUAUUGUUGAUCAAUGCCAAAAUUUAUCAUUGUCAAUCUUUGGUUUUCUGGCGUUUGAUUAUGAUUUACAAACAAUAGAAGAGCCAAACAUUAAUAAGAAAAAUCAAUUAACAAAGGCUUUAAAUGAUUUUCUACAAGUAUUUAUUCAAACAAUUCGUUUACCGAAUUUCAUCGCUAAACUCUAUCUAAAACUUAGUUCUCGAUAUCAACGUGCAAAAGCAACUAUUGACCAAUAUUUGAAUCAAAUCAUGGAACAUGAACAAAGAAAACCAACAGAACAAAUUGCUGAACAAAAAAGAACUAGUUUAAUUGCAUCAUUGAUUACUUCUUUACAACAAGAUGAAAAAUUGGAAGCAGCAAAACCUGAACAACAAAAGAAAGGUUUAUCUCGUGCAGAAGUAAUUGAUGAGUUGCUUCUCUUUCUCGUGGCUGGAUCAGAAACAACAGGAAGUGCAAUUGCUUGGUUCAUUUAUUUAAUGAGUAAACAUCCUCGUGUACAAGCUAAGAUUAAAGCAGAACUUGGUGAUAAUAAACAUAAUCAUAUGACUGUCGAACAAGUCGAGUCCUUGACUUAUCUGGAUUGUGUUUUACAAGAAGUUUUUCGCUUUAUUCCACCUGUUGCCGGUACAACUCGUAUAGUAACUGUCGAUGAUCGAUUACCUGGAAGUGGUGUUCAAUUGCAUAAGGGUGAUGAAUUGCUCAUUUCAUUCUACAAUUUGACUAGAGAUAAUCGAUGUUGGAAAAUAGAUCCCGAUUUGUUCUAUCCGGAACGUUUUCAAAGUGAAGAUGUAAAUCAUCAUUCUUAUGCAUCAAUUCCUUUUGGUGGUGGUCAUCGACAAUGUAUUGGUCAAGAUUUAGCUCGUUUUGAGUUAAAAGUAAUCACAACAAGAUUAAUGCAAUAUGUCACUUUUGGUGAUGCUGGUGCAGAAGUCAAUAGUGGUGGAUAUGCUCAGAAAGUGAUUACUACACCUAAAAAUGUAGGUGUUACCAUCACAUUCGAUUAA